GAGCGUCCCGCCGUUCGAGAAUGGCGUCUCUCGAUAUAUCGCAGCUCUCGAGAUAUCGAAGCGGCCGCGACUCUCGCUCGUUCGUUCCAGCUUUCUGCACUCGAAUGGAGAGAGUGCAAGAGAAGGUGGAAGAAUUUAAAGAGAAAAGUGCAAUCUCUGUUCUUUCUUCUUUCUUCCAUGAAGUUGCAUCUCUUCCGUUUUAAACCCUCGACGCUUUUCCUCUCGCUGUUUCCUCCUGCGGCCAUGAGUCUUCUGCGGAGGCGCUAGUGCACGGCGAAUAUUCACUUAUGAUUCAGCGCAGGUGGUUUGCUGUCGCGCCAAAUCGAGGAACUGUCCGUUGCGAGCCGAUUCAAAUCCGACGCUACGCUCCUACGAUUCCAAUAAAAUCUUAAUAUAUCUGUUACUUGUCACUCAAGUUCGCUUAAAAUGUGUCGUUAUCCGCGACUUCGAAUAAUCAGCGUAAAUAUCGAGUGAGAACGAUGUGCUCCGAUCGUGAAACCGCAAACGGUUCCGGAGAGCGAAACAACUCUUCUCCAAUUGUUUGUCGCGUUAUCGUUCAAAAAUGUCCAUAUGUAGAUGUAAAUGUGAUAUGUAGAGAUGCUGGAUGUAUGGAAUUCAGGUUCAUUAAGUCCAUUGAACCCAAAUGACUGUGGGACUCAAUCAUUUUUCUGUGAUUAAUUUCGUCUUUGAUUGACUGUGCAGUUGAUCGUUGAUUGUUUUUCGUGCACCCGUUGUUACAAACGUAUAUGAUACGAUUACAGGUCUAGUCUGUAUCCGCGCUCUUUCUGUAUCGCAAGAGAACGUUUGUUCAUUCUAAAUAUGUCAUUCGACAGAAUAAUGAAGGACCAUAAAUUUCCUGUUGGACAUACACUUCCUGAAAAUUAGCGAGAUCUGAGAGGACCCUGCAUUCAAUUCCAAGAUGAUUUGGCUCUUGUUACUUGUUAUUCGUGAAACAUCAGCCAGCAACGGCAAUAUGAUCUUAAGAGACCUGGGAGAGAAGGAAUAUUCCCUGAUAAAAGCAAAGUCAUCACUGCCACAACAUGGAAAAUGUUGGCAUACCGCGCUACAAGCGUUGGAGAGUAGUUGUGACAAAUUGAACGAUCAGGAGCACUCGCUUCUCGCCUUGCGCCUAGCGAAUUGUUUCCUGGAGGAUUCCGGUCACGCGACCUACGACUGCUAUCUCAGUGAAACGGAAGACGAGCGUCGGAAAUGCAUUGGCGGCAUGGCAGACCGAGCGUUCAGCGUUUACAAUGAAUUCUACACUCACGCAACUCAUAUCUGUUUCUUUUUGAAUCAUGAAGCUUGGCAGGCUGAAGUUGAUAACACUAUCAAGUUAUUGUUUCAAGUAUCUUCCCGAAUGAAGGAUCAAUUGCUGGAAGCAUCGCAAAUGCAAGGUGUAAUAUUGAACAGUCAAAAGGAGGGUUUGCGCAUUCAAAAUGAGCUUUUAGAUCACGGCAAAGAACUCGAGACUGUACUACAGACUUCGUCCGAGACAGUCAGCAAUAUGGUGUCGGAUUUCAAAGAAUCGGCUAAGGAUCAGAAAGAGCUGCUUUACGAGAUCUUUUCAUAUAUACGCACUUUCCAAAGCUGGAUUAUUGGAGAAGUGUCUUGGUUUCAAUCCAUCAUAUUUUACACCGUCAGCUGUAUUCUCUGCGCGUUAUUCAGUGCUUCUAAAAGAACGGUUGAUGCAAGAGUUGCGCUUUUUAGUAUUCUAAGCUUAAAUAUAGUGGCUGAGAGAAUACUGGUUCAAUAUUACGAUAAGAUUAUUCCUCAGUCUCCGGAUGAUAAGACGCACCUGUUAAGUACAACAUGGUUGUACAGAAAAAUUGCCUUAACACUUUGUGCUGUAACAUUAUUCUGUACAUAUUACUAUUAUAAAGACGAACAGUUAGAGAAUUAUAAGGCUUUACAAAGAAUCGAGCAGCAAUUGGACGUCAUGCAGAAAACUACAACUAUUUCCAACACGAUUGAACCAAUUCGUUACUCGAGACGGCUCGCGUUGAAACGUUUGCACACAAUUUCUGAUAAACUGGAGGACACCGCCGACGUUAAGAACAGCAAAUAAUUAUUUCAAAUUAAAAGCCUAUCAUGUAUAUACACGCUUUACUAAUAUAAUUGUACAAAUUAAAUUAAAAUAAAAAUAUUUAUGAAUA
Temnothorax curvispinosus is the source of this 2153-nucleotide messenger RNA. RefSeq lists its product as uncharacterized. The transcript has 8 exons. Bases 920 to 2065 code for a protein of 381 amino acids. The record is from RefSeq and is a predicted model, not a curated record. Lineage: Eukaryota; Metazoa; Arthropoda; Insecta; Hymenoptera; Formicidae.